AUGACCUCCUGGACGCCUCAGCAAGCAGGCUUGCAAGAAAUCCUGCAGACUAUCCAUGACUCCACCGACACACGCAACACCGCCGUACAGCGGAACAUCACCCACAAAUUGAACAACUUCACCCGCGCACCCGACUACAUCGCAUACCUCGCCUACAUUCUCUCGGCGAUGCCCCAGGAGGACGACCGGAUCCGCACCAUUGCGGGCUAUCUCCUCAAGAAUAAUGCUCGCCUCAUCUUGCGCGCCGCGCCAGAUGUCACCGCGUUCGUCAAGUCUGCAGUUCUCGCCGCCUUCAACGAUCCGUCGAUCAUGAUCCGAGGCGCGGCUGCUCAAGACAUCGUCGCGUUUCUCGGCAUCUUGGAGCCCAAGAACUGGCCGGAGUGUCUGCAGCAGCUGGUACAUAUGUUGGACGCUCCCAAUGCAGAUCAGCAAGAGGCUGCGUUCAACGUUCUCGAGAAGGCUUGCGAGGACUACCCGCGAAAGCUGGACGUGGAGAUCAAUGGCACAAUGCCAUUAGACUUCAUGAUCCCCAAGUUCCUAGUACUUUCGGAGCAUCCGUCCUCGAAGAUGCGCGCGCACGCGGUCGCCUGCCUCUCGUACUUCGUUCCCAUCGGCUGCCAGGCGCUGUUCGCGCACAUCGACACAUUCAUCGCUGCACUCUUCAAGCGCGCUGCGGACGACGACCCGACCGUGCGUAGGCACGUCUGCCAAGCGCUGGUCUUGUUGCUUGCAUCUCGUCCAGAGAAACUGAUGCCGGAGAUGAACAACGUUGCCGAGUACAUGCUCUACUCGACUCGAGACCGGAACGAGAACGUCGCGCUCGAGGCGUGCGAGUUCUGGCUCACAUUUGCCGAGGACCCCGACCUCGCGCCGUACCUCCACCCGCUGCUUGGCAAGGUGGCGCCGACGCUGCUUGACUGCAUGGUGUACAGCGAGGACGACCUGCUGUGGCUCCAGGGCGACGAGGAGGACGCUGCAGUGCCGGACAAGGAGAGCGACAUCAAGCCGCGGCAUUACGGCGGCAAGACGCACGGGCUCGAGCACGAUGCAAAUGGCGAUGACGCGGGCGCGGCGAAGCGUGUCGGCGCUUAUGGCGAGGAACUCGACGAGGGCGACGAAGAUGAUUAUGACGAUCUUGACGAUGACGAGUUCGCCGAGGAGAUGUCGACGGAGUGGAACCUGCGCAAGUGUGCGGCGGCGGCAUUGGAUGUUCUCGCAGUCCGGUUUGGUCCUGAUUUGUUGAACGUGCUCCUGGAGCCUCUGAAGACGAAGCUGUGGAGCGACGAUUGGCUGCAGAGAGAGAGCGGCAUAUUGGCGUUGGGAGCGAUGGCGGAAGGAUGUAUCGAUGCCAUCGAGCCUCAUCUGCCCACCCUAGUUCCUUACCUGAUCAACACACUCAACGAUCCCAAGCCUUUGGUCCGGUCGAUCACCUGCUGGACGCUUGGUCGUUACGCCAGCUGGUGUACGCAGCCGAUCUCAGAAGAACACAAGAAUACAUUCUUUGUGCCGACUCUGGAAGGGCUCCUGCGGAUGGUUCUCGACAACAACAAGCGCGUGCAAGAAGCAGGAUGCAGUGCCUUCGCCACCCUCGAGGAGGAUGCGGGCCCAGAGCUCGCACCUUAUCUCGAGCCCGUGCUGCGCAACCUCGUGUUUGCCUUCGACAAGUACCAGCACAAGAAUAUGCUCAUCCUGUACGACGCAGUCGGCACGCUUGCAGAUGCCGUCGGCUCAGCAUUGCAGAACCCGACAUACGUCGAGAUCCUCAUGCCCCCUCUCCUCAAGCGCUGGUCGAAGCUCAAGGAUGACGAUGAGGAUCUUGUUCCCCUGCUUGAGUGUUUGGCCUCCGUUACUAUUGCGAUGGGCCCCGCAUUCCUCCCAUAUGCCGGACCAAUAUUCGAGCGAUGUGCGACGAUCGUGCACACAUCCUUGCUCCAGUACCAGGCAUACCAACAAAAUCCAGACAUGGACGAGCCCGACCGCUCAUUCCUUGUCGUGGCACUCGAUCUUCUCUCUGGUCUUACCCAAGGAUUAGGCAUGGCACUUGAGCCGCACAUCUUGCGCGGUCAGCCCAACCUACUCUCCCUACUGACUGUCUGCUUGAAGCACCCACACGCGGCCGUGCGGCAGUCUGGAUAUGCGCUUGUGGGCGAUAUGGCGAUGAACUGCUUCCCCUUGCUGAGGCCACACAUUCCAGCGAUCAUGCAGGAGCUCAUUGUUCAGCUCGAUCCCGAGCCCAAGGUUGAGUUUAUCAGUGCAUGCAAUAAUGCAGCGUGGGCUGUCGGAGAGAUCGGACUUCGCUACGGUCGCGAUGACCCCGAAUUCCAGCAAUGGGUUCACCCGCUCGUCUCACGUCUUAUUCCCAUACUGCUCCACCCCAAGGCACCGAGGAGCCUCCACGAGAAUGCGGCUGUGUCGAUCGGCCGUAUCGGACUCAUGCAUCCGUCGCUUGUUGCACCACUCUUGCCGGAGUUCGCGCAGGCAUGGUGCCAAGCCCUGUACGAGAUCAGGGACAACGAGGAGAAGGACUCCGCUUUCCGCGGUCUUUGUACCCUCGUCCAGACGAAUCCCGCGGGUAUCACGAAGAGUCUGUUAUGGUUCUGCAACGCCAUCGUGCGGUGGAAUCAGCCUUCGCCGGAGCUCAAUAGCAUGUUCCAGCAACUCCUCAACGGCUUCAAGCAGCAUGAUGCCGUUGGCUGGGCUGCGCAGGUCGCAACGUUCCCCCCCGUCAUCCAGGAGCGGUUAGCGACGCGGUACGGCGUGUAAUCGAGCCAUGUUCGCCCUAUUCUAAUGGUUUCCUGGCUUUCCCUGCUCCCAACCCUCUUGGUCUCAAUUUAUCGCCUUACGUGUAUCACAAGAUUCCCGUCGUCCAUCCCAUAGUACCACUACUGUUACUCCCACUGUGUCGGUAUACGCUUUCUGUGUCGUUAUCUCCUGCCACCCUUUCACGUUUACAUUUCACCACCACUGUCCUUGCUCGUGACCUCAUCGAAUCGCUUCUCCCGCACAACUGAAGUACAUGCGUACUGUACCUAGUAGUCUUGUCUGCCUCAUCUGUCCGCGUGUCCAACUCGCAUCCAUCCUGGAUCAUUUUACGUAGUGUAGUAUUCACCUUCGCGCGGUUUUCUCUCCUCACGAGAGCCGCUGUCUUUAUUGUCAUGCUCUUCAAAUCUUUGCUCGCUUGAUUCUCCUAUAUUGCGUCGUAGCCGCAAUGCCUCUAGCUGUCAUAACUAUCGCCACC
Dichomitus squalens LYAD-421 SS1 is the source of this 3238-nucleotide messenger RNA. RefSeq names its product ARM repeat-containing protein. Gene Ontology annotation, biological process: protein import into nucleus. NCBI's taxonomy places the organism in Eukaryota, Fungi, Basidiomycota, Agaricomycetes, Polyporales, Polyporaceae. Gene Ontology annotation, cellular component: nucleus; cytoplasm. The transcript has 9 exons. The record is from RefSeq and is a predicted model, not a curated record. The coding region runs from base 1 to 2763 and encodes 920 amino acids. Gene Ontology annotation, molecular function: nuclear import signal receptor activity.